CAACAUUUAAAUCACAUACUUGGCUUGACUUAUCUAAUUCUACUAUGUUAAUGGAAAGUAUUUGUUGUUUAUGUCCAGAAAUUUAUACAUAGCAUUGGGAAAGAGUUAUUAAGAAUUUUAAAGCGGUUUGAAAAACUUGUUUGCGUACAUUAAACGCAUUAGUUUAUAUUUUAAGGUGGCUUAAAGUUCAUUUUAGCGAAGUGGGUAGUGACUCGAAUUGUCAGACAUGGCCGCUAGUGAUUCUACCGACGAUUCCUUGUAUCCUAUUGCUAUUUUAAUUGAUGAACUAAAGAAUGAAGAUGUGCAGUUGCGCUUAAAUUCAAUCAAGAAAUUAUCUACAAUUGCUUUAGCAUUGGGGGUUGAGAGAACCCGUUCUGAAUUGAUACCCUUUUUAACAGAAACAAUUUAUGAUGAAGACGAGGUUCUACUUGCGUUAGCUGAACAAUUGGGAAAUUUUAUUUCACUUGUUGGCGGUCCAGAACAUGCUCAUUGUUUAUUACCUCCUCUCGAAUCUUUGGCUACUGUUGAGGAAACUGUUGUUCGUGAUAAAGCUGUAGAGUCACUAAGAGCAGUUGCGCAACAGCACAGUCCUCAAGAUUUGGAAGCACAUUUUGUUCCAUUGUUGCAAAGAUUAGCAUCAGGGGAUUGGUUUACAUCUAGAACAUCUGCUUGUGGUUUAUUUUCCGUCUGCUACCCACGAGUAUCUUCUACAGUUAAAAAUGAUCUGAGAAGCAACUUUAGAUCAUUAUGCCAAGAUGACACACCAAUGGUCAGACGUGCUGCAGCUAGUAAGCUUGGUGAAUUGGCUAAAGUUGUGGAGCUGGAAUAUUUAAAAUCUGACCUGAUUCCAAUGUUUGUCACCUUGGCUCAAGAUGAACAGGCAAGUUCGGAUUCUGUGCGUCUUCUAGCAGUUGAGGCUUGUGUGAGUAUUGCUACAUUAUUACAACAAGAGGAUGUUGAACAAUUAGUAAUGCCGACUUUGAGACAAUGUGCCAAUGAUUCCUCUUGGAGAGUGCGUUAUAUGGUUGCUGAUAAGUUUACUGAACUUCAAAAAGCUGUUGGCCAUGAGAUUACAAAAACAGAUUUGGUUUCUGCAUUCCAAAGUUUAUUGAAAGAUACAGAAGCUGAAGUACGCGCUGCUGCAGCUUCAAAAGUUAAAGACUUUUGUGUCAAUUUGGAGAAAAGUCAACAAGAAAGCAUAAUUAUGACUAGUGUUUUACCAUAUGUAAAAGAAUUAGUUGUUGAUCCCAAUCAACAUGUAAAAUCUGCCUUGGCAUCAGUGAUAAUGGGUUUGAGUCCAAUUCUCGGCCGUCAUAAUACUAUUGAGCAUUUACUACCACUAUUCCUAAACCAGCUGAAAGAUGAAUGCCCGGAAGUUCGUUUAAAUAUCAUAUCAAACUUGGAUUGUGUCAAUGAAGUGAUAGGCAUCCAGCAAUUGUCACAGUCUUUACUUCCAGCCAUUGUUGAAUUAGCGGAAGACUCAAAGUGGAGAGUAAGGCUAGCCAUCAUAGAAUACAUGCCUCUUCUGGCAGGGCAAUUGGGCCAAGAGUUCUUUGAUGAGAAACUAAACACGCUAUGUAUGAGCUGGCUAGUUGAUCAUGUGUUUGCAAUUAGGGAGGCGGCAACACUGAAUCUUAAAAAGCUUGUUGAACAAUUUGGCUCCCAAUGGGCAGAAUCAACAGUAAUUCCAAAAGUAUUGGCAAUGUCACGAGAUCAAAAUUAUUUGCAUAGGAUGACUUGUUUGUUCUGUAUAAAUGUUUUGGCAGAAGCAUGUGGAAACGACAUCACUACAAGACUUUUGCUACCCACUGUUUUAUCAAUGGCUGCAGAUAAUGUUGCAAAUGUUCGUUUUAAUGUUGCAAAAACUUUACAACGAAUAGGACCCUGGCUUGAGCAUUCAGUUAUACAACCACAAGUGAAACCAAUCUUAGACAAGUUAACAAUUGAUACCGAUAAUGAUGUGCAAUACUUUGCCUCUGAAGCUGCUUCUGGAAUUGCAGGUAGAACACCUGAACUGAUUGCUGCUAAUCUUUAGGUUGAAACACGCCAAGUGGAAGUUUAUUUUUAAUCACAAUCCCGAAGAUUAGAAUGAUUCAUAUAUUAAAUUAUAAUAAAUUCCUAAAGUAUGCAGAUUGUAACUUUGACAGAAAUAUAUCAUAACUGUGAAGCAAGUGUUUAAUUUCUGCUGUACCUAACAAGCGGAUUUUGGAAAUACGUAAAUAAUCGACUUGAUCCAUAUGAAAGCAAUAUAUUAAUU
Ctenocephalides felis (cat flea) is the source of this 2257-nucleotide messenger RNA. It is a transcript of the gene Pp2A-29B, whose product is annotated as serine/threonine-protein phosphatase PP2A 65 kDa regulatory subunit. The transcript has 10 exons. The record is from RefSeq and is a predicted model, not a curated record. The coding region runs from base 227 to 2035 and encodes 602 amino acids. Gene Ontology annotation, cellular component: cytoplasm; protein phosphatase type 2A complex. NCBI's taxonomy places the organism in Eukaryota, Metazoa, Arthropoda, Insecta, Siphonaptera, Pulicidae. Gene Ontology annotation, molecular function: protein binding; protein phosphatase regulator activity. Gene Ontology annotation, biological process: protein dephosphorylation.